AUUGUCAAAUUAAAUUGAAAGCUCGCGAAAACAAAGUCAUAUGAGCUCCGAAUUGCGCCCCAGCGCUCAAGUCUACGUCCCGCUCGAGGCUGUGACCCCCAAGGGGGCUCAGAGUUCGCGCUAUUCUCGCAAAACCGUACGACCAAUGGCGGGGGACUCCCCUCGGCCCAUUCUGGGCACGAAGGCCCCCUUCCCGCGAGCGAUUCUGGGCCGGAAGGAGUACGCCGCUGGCGGCUCUGAAGAGGUGAUUCGCUCCUUGACGAGAAACAUGCAACAGAAAUUGCGUGCAGUGUAAACAGAUGUUUGGGCCGUAUUUUCAAGGAAGGGCCUGUGGGGAUGCGUGUGUUUCGACCAAUGGCAGGCUGGUGCCCGAUUGCAACAAUGCGGGCACUUUGGGCAACUUUUUGAAACGGUUGUAUUAGUUGUAUGCGUUGUAA
This is a messenger RNA of Tribolium madens (black flour beetle), 437 nucleotides long. RefSeq lists its product as uncharacterized. The transcript has 2 exons. The record is from RefSeq and is a predicted model, not a curated record. The coding region runs from base 41 to 295 and encodes 84 amino acids. Lineage: Eukaryota; Metazoa; Arthropoda; Insecta; Coleoptera; Tenebrionidae.